UGAACUGUCACAUCAAACGGGCCAAUGAUUUACCGCCACAGGGGGGAAUUAUUAAGCCAGCAGGCAGGGGCAGGGGCCUCCAGGGGAGCGCACAGCAAGCCAGUGCAAGUGUGGCGAGAUAAUGGGCAUUAACACUCUUUCUGGGAUAUCUCCGCUCACAGAUCCGGGGGACGGUGACCCUGCCCGCAAUCCCGCAGCCCCGUCCAAGCGGGUGGCACCGCCAGACGUCACCCCGGGGACAUGGCAGGCAAGCCGCUAGCACUGUCCCAGGAGGCUCUGGCCCAGUUCAACCAGGCGGUAGCAUCAGAGAACCCGGAGGCCACACGCCUGAGGGCCGGCUCGCUGUCCACCCGCCGCAGCUCUCACUCGCUGGACAACCCGCCCAGGCCCCUGAUGCGGCUGAAGAGCAUAGAGGAGGGGAAGCCGCCCUCCCUGCACUCCCGGAGGAGCUCCAUCAUGAGCAUCACCAACGCCCCCUUCACCAGCCGAAGAAACUCUAUCUCCAUGGCAAUGGGAGGGAGGCGCCUCUCCAUCGGCCCCUGGAUGCACAGCGGGCGGGUGAGCUUCUCGGGGCUCCCCCUCUUCCAGCCCAUCCGGGAGACGCAGUAUGAGAACACCUACAAGACCCAGCCAGACGAAGGCUGCAAGUUCAACACCUGCCGGGCCCAGCGGGUACUGGAGUCCACCCUUGCCAGUUACCUGGGGGAUGCCAAGUACAACCCGGUGACAAGCGGGCAGCUGGCCCAGAGCCUGUCUGAGCUCAUCCGCAGCCGCCUGAAGGACCUCACCCCACCCCGCUACAAGCUGGUCUGUAACGUCUUCCUGGGCCAGCAGGGCCAGCAGAGCCUGCAGGUGGCCAGCCGCUGCCUCUGGGACCCGGAGAACGACAGCGUCGCCUCCGCCACCUUCGUCAACGCCUCCCUCUUUGCCGUGGCCACGGUGCACGGGCUGUACUAUGAGUAGC
Molecule: messenger RNA, 964 nt
Organism: Mauremys reevesii (Reeves's turtle)
Lineage: Eukaryota; Metazoa; Chordata; Testudines; Geoemydidae
Gene: DYNLT4
Product: dynein light chain Tctex-type 4
Exons: 2
Coding region: 241-963 (240 amino acids)
Biological process (GO): microtubule-based movement
Cellular component (GO): cytoplasmic dynein complex; cytoplasm
Molecular function (GO): dynein intermediate chain binding
Source: RefSeq, a predicted model, not a curated record